GGAAGAGAUGGAGGCAGGUGCAGCCUCGAGAGACCUGAUGGAUAAAAACACAUACCAGAUGCAAUUUACAAAUGACCUUUCACAGUUAGGGUUGAACAAGACCUACCUGUGCUACGAGGUGGAGCUCCUGGAUAGCAACUCCUGGGUCCCGCUGGACGACUGCAGGGGCUUCCUCCGUAAUCAGCCAGGCCUCCAUGCAGAGUUGUGCCUCCUGGACCUGGUUCCUUCUUGGCAUCUGGACCCCACGAAGCGCUACAGGUUCACCUGGUUCCUCUCCUGGAGUCCCUGCCCUGACUGUGCCCAGAAAGUUGUUGCCUUCCUGGAGAGGAACAGCCAUAUAAGCCUGCACAUCUUCGCCGCCCGCAUCUAUGAUUACCGGGAAAGAUAUGAGAAGGGGCUGCGCUCACUGCAGGGGGCCGGGGCCCAAGUGGCCAUCAUGACCUCCACAGAGUUUAAGCACUGCUGGAGAACCUUUGUGAACAACAAGGGAUGUCUCUUUGUGUCCUGGAAUAGGCUGAAUAUGAACAGUCAGAACUUAAAGAUGAGACUGCAGAGCAUAUUAGAGAAUGGGAACAACUGAGAAGACACCCUUAGUAUCUACAGAGAAGGCUGGGAACCUCUGUUGAACAAAGAAACGUAAUCAGUUGCCUUCAGGAAAUGUAAUCACACAGUUCACCACGAUCUCUAGAUUGCUCAAAAUUGAGUGGCAAAAGACAAAGAGCACACAAGUAUUAAAGUUUUUUAAAAUCACAGCAGAAUUACUUUAAAAUUUAUUGUAUGUUUAUUAUUGAUUAUAAAAAAUUAUAAUCAAUACUAUCAGAAUGAAUUUCAAUUUUUUUUAAAUUUCAAUUUUUAAUAUGAUAAUUAUUUAAUCGGUUUUAAAUCCAGAGCAAUAAAAUGAACUACUGAGAAACUUUAUGAAAUUAUUUUUUGCUUUGUAAGAAUAUCACAAAUUCCAAAUAGUUAAAUAAAC
Messenger RNA from Trichechus manatus latirostris (Florida manatee), 973 nucleotides. RefSeq names its product DNA dC->dU-editing enzyme APOBEC-3A-like. Lineage: Eukaryota; Metazoa; Chordata; Mammalia; Sirenia; Trichechidae. The record is from RefSeq and is a predicted model, not a curated record. Gene Ontology annotation, biological process: cytidine to uridine editing; defense response to virus; DNA cytosine deamination. The transcript has 5 exons. Gene Ontology annotation, cellular component: cytoplasm; nucleus; P-body. Gene Ontology annotation, molecular function: RNA binding; zinc ion binding; cytidine deaminase activity. The coding region runs from base 8 to 580 and encodes 190 amino acids.